AUGCUUCGCUCGUCCCUCUUGACCGUCGCCCUCUUCACGUCUACCGUACUCGCUCAGCUCGUCCCUCACCUCUUCCAUCCUGCCGACAUUGAGUCCAAGGGCGAGUUCGAGCCGCACUUUGAAUACCUUCCCUUUGAACAGCAUCAACAGCCCAUCAUGCCAGCCGAUGACAAGGAGAAGACGAUGUUGAGUGAUUUGAUCUCGAUUGAUAAGAGUUUGUCAAUCUUCGGCGACUUGUGCCGUCAAUACACGCACAUUGAACACCUCCUCGAAGACCCACUGGCACACAUAACCCUAAUCGUCCCAAACAACAACGCAUUCACCUCCCUCGCCCGAAAACCCUGGGACACCCCCUCCGAACCCGAAAUCCACAUUACGGAGGACAUCGACGCGGACAGAAAGCGUUCGUUUAUCGAGAGACAUUUGGUACUUGAUGAUGAGCUUCUGGCGGGGAAGAGGUAUCAUACGAUUGGUGGGGAGGUGGAGGUGUUUUUUGAGGAGAAGGAGGGGGUGAGGAAGCUGUUUCCCGGGGAGUUGAAGGUGUUGAAGGUCGAGACAGCUGGGAAUGGGGUGUUGUGGGUUGUUGAUGGAGUUGUGGAGGCGAAGUGA
Saitoella complicata NRRL Y-17804 is the source of this 609-nucleotide messenger RNA. RefSeq lists its product as uncharacterized. Lineage: Eukaryota; Fungi; Ascomycota; Saitoellomycetes; Saitoellales; Saitoellaceae. The record is from RefSeq and is a predicted model, not a curated record. The transcript has 2 exons. The coding region runs from base 1 to 609 and encodes 202 amino acids.